Poeciliopsis prolifica (blackstripe livebearer) is the source of this 1153-nucleotide messenger RNA. It is a transcript of the gene styxl1, whose product is annotated as serine/threonine/tyrosine interacting-like 1. Gene Ontology annotation, molecular function: protein phosphatase binding; protein tyrosine/serine/threonine phosphatase activity; pseudophosphatase activity. The record is from RefSeq and is a predicted model, not a curated record. The transcript is spliced from 8 exons. Gene Ontology annotation, cellular component: mitochondrion. Bases 149 to 1045 code for a protein of 298 amino acids. NCBI's taxonomy places the organism in Eukaryota, Metazoa, Chordata, Actinopteri, Cyprinodontiformes, Poeciliidae. Gene Ontology annotation, biological process: protein dephosphorylation; positive regulation of intrinsic apoptotic signaling pathway; negative regulation of cytoplasmic stress granule assembly.
UCCAUGUUGCUUAGCAACAGAAAGCAGUCAAACAAAAAAAGUUUCCUCAGUGAAGACAACAGGCUCACUUGAUGUUGUGUUUUCUCUGAACUAUAACCGCAUCCUGCUGCUCUUUGUUCUGAUUGGUUCCUGGUCCGUCUUUCCCAUCAUGACGGAGGUCGUCCUGUGUGAACCUGCAGAGCUCUACAACCUACUCAACCAGACCCGGAGCGUGCCGAGGCUGGCGGAGACCAACUACCUCUGUCUGAUUGAUGCCCAGGAAACCCGGGACUUCUUGACAGGUCAUAUUAUCACAGCCAAACAUGUGAAAACGGCUGGAGAUGGUACGUUCUACCUGCCAGAUGCAAUGGAGCUGGACACCAUGCAGAAUCUUGUGAUCUAUGACGCCAACACAAGCAGCUUAGAAGAAGAAAACGGUAGGGCCAUUGAUUGUGCCCGGGAGCUGGGAAAAUCCUACUACCGUCCAAUUCAUAUACUAGCAGGAGGCUACAGGCUGUUCUCAGCUAUUUACCCCUUUCUAAGGACUGAGAAGACCCUUUACACCAUCUGGGAGCUUGAAAACUUGAAGCUUUAUCCUUUGGAGAUUCUACCUGGACAGCUGUAUAUGGGAGACCUGAAACAAAGCCAAGGCUCCCUGUGGAACCUGAAAAUCCGUGCAAUCGUCAGCAUCUCACUUUCCACUCAGAGCGACUUUUCAGAGUCUGAAAAAGAAAUCCGGGCGAUCCUUGACAUCCCGCUGGCUGACAAGGCGGAGUCGGAUUUAUUAUCAAACUUCAAAACAAUAUGCAAUUUCAUUAGUUCUCACAUUGAUGAAGGAUCUCGUGUCCUGGUAGUUUCCAAGGAAGGCACAAGCCGCUGCAGCGCUGUGGUCCUCGCAUUCCUCAUACACCACUUCAGAUACACUCUGGAGGAAGCCUGGAGCUACCUUGUUAAACGUAAACCCACCAUGAGGCCCAACACAGGAUUUCUACAGCAGUUGUGUGAGUGGGAGGUUCUCACCAUUGGAAAGAAAGACACAAAUUUGUUAAAACCUCCAUUUUUAUGAGCGAUAAUACAUUUCGCAGUCAAUCUGUCAUGUAUGUUCUUAUGUUUGACAAAUUUUUGGACAUUUAUUUUUAAAGGCAAUGUACAAAAUUUUCUUAAUAAACCCAUG